Ananas comosus (pineapple) is the source of this 2271-nucleotide messenger RNA. RefSeq names its product probable alkaline/neutral invertase D. Gene Ontology annotation, molecular function: endo-alpha-N-acetylgalactosaminidase activity; sucrose alpha-glucosidase activity. The transcript is spliced from 5 exons. The coding region runs from base 296 to 1963 and encodes 555 amino acids. NCBI's taxonomy places the organism in Eukaryota, Viridiplantae, Streptophyta, Magnoliopsida, Poales, Bromeliaceae. Gene Ontology annotation, biological process: sucrose catabolic process. The record is from RefSeq and is a predicted model, not a curated record.
CUCUCUCUCUCUCUCUCCCUCCCUCUCUAUUUCGCUUCUCCCUCCAUCGCGCACCUCACCCCCUCUAUAAAUACCCCUCCCUCCGCUACCAUGCUCUUUUUUUCUCCUCUCCUCCUCUCCUCCUCCUCUAACCUCGCGCCCCUCUCCCCCUUCCUACUUCUCUUCGAUCUCUCCCAGCCUCUUGCGAUCCGCGCCGGAGAGUUCUUCGGAGGAGCUCCUCUUACUCUACCUUCGACCUCCGAGAUCUUACGCUUUUUCCGGAUCAUCAGAAGCGCUUCCGGAAGCAGCUCUGGGGAUGGAGGGGAGCCGCGAGACUGGAGGAAUGACGAAGAUCGCGUCGCACGCCUCCAUCUCAGACGGCGACGACUUCGAUCUCUCGCGACUUCUCGACAAGCCGAGGCUCAACAUCGAGAGGCAGAGGUCGUUCGACGAGCGGUCGAUGAGCGAGCUCUCGAUCGCUGGGAACAUCAGGCCCGUCGACAGCUACGAGAACUUGUACUCCCCCGGAGGGUUCCGAUCGGGGUUGGACACGCCGAUCUCUCGGGACUCGGUCGAGCCCCAUCCCAUGGUGGCAGAGGCGUGGGAGGCCCUCCGGAGAUCUCUAGUGUACUUCCGGGGACAACCGAUGGGGACGAUCGCCGCUUACGAUCACGCAUCCGAGGAGGUUCUUAAUUACGAUCAGGUGUUUGUGCGGGAUUUUGUGCCGAGCGCCUUGGCCUUUCUAAUGAAUGGUGAACCUGAGAUAGUUAAGAAUUUUCUCAUGAAAACUGUCCAGCUCCAAGGCUCGGAAAAGAAAAUAGAUCGUUUCAAGCUCGGGGAAGGAGCCAUGCCUGCGAGCUUCAAGGUUAAGCAUAAUCCUGUUAGGCAGGUCGAUACAAUAGUCGCGGAUUUCGGGGAGAGUGCAAUUGGAAGGGUUGCACCAGUGGACUCUGGAUUUUGGUGGAUUAUUCUUCUUCGCGCCUAUACAAGAUCCACGGGAGAUGUGUCCCUGGCGGAAACACCUGAGUGCCAAAAGGGGAUGAAGUUAAUAUUAGCUCUUUGUUUAGCUGAGGGGUUUGACACUUUCCCAACUUUGCUCUGCGCAGAUGGUUGCUCAAUGAUAGACCGUCGUAUGGGUGUUUACGGCUAUCCGAUUGAAAUCCAAGCCCUCUUCUUCAUGGCACUGAGAUGUGCUUUAUCAAUGCUUAAACCUGAUAAUGAAGGGAAGGAGUUUAUAGAGCGAAUAGUGCAACGCUUGCAUGCCUUAAGUUACCACAUGAGAAGUUACUUCUGGAUCGAUUUCCAGCAGCUAAAUGUGAUAUACCGCUACAAAACAGAGGAAUAUUCUCACACUGCAGUCAAUAAAUUUAAUGUUAUUCCCGACUCUAUACCAGAUUGGAUAUUCGAUUUUAUGCCCUCCCGUGGUGGUUACUUUAUUGGAAAUGUUAGUCCAGCACGGAUGGAUUUCCGGUGGUUUGCUCUUGGUAAUUGUAUAGCCAUACUAUCAUCUCUUGCUACCCCGGAGCAAUCUAUGGCUAUAAUGGAUCUGAUUGAAGAAAGGUGGGAGGAGCUAGUCGGGGAGAUGCCUUUGAAGAUUUGUUAUCCUGCUAUUGAGAGCCACGAGUGGCGCAUUGUGACAGGCUGUGACCCUAAAAAUACCAGAUGGAGUUACCAUAAUGGAGGAUCUUGGCCAGUUCUUCUAUGGCUGCUCACUGCAGCAUGUAUCAAGACAGGCCGUGUACAAAUAGCCAGACGAGCUAUUGAAGUAGCUGAAACUCGUCUUUUAAAGGACAGUUGGCCGGAGUACUACGACGGGAAGCUAGGUCGGUACAUCGGCAAACAAGCACGGAAGUUCCAAACUUGGUCUAUCGCGGGCUAUUUGGUGGCCAAGAUGAUGCUCGAAGAUCCUUCUAAUCUGGGAAUGGUCUCCCUUGAAGAGGACAAGGCGAUGAAGCCUGUACUGAAAAGGUCAGCCUCAUUUUGAUUUGGGUGUGAAGCACCACCAGAUCGAAAGGUAGUGCGUAUUCUCAUACCAUUAUUUGAGCCAUUUCCUUCCCAAAUUGGGAAGGUUUGUUUAGUUUAGCUGGUGUCAUCUUUGUAGGAAUAUAUUGUCUGUAAAAUACGAUAUAUAUUAUAUCAUUGGGUGAAUUACAAGGAAAUAAGGUUGGCGUGAAAAAGCAGUUGGUUUAUUUUAUUUUUCUUGUUCUCAUUGUAACAGGAACUUUGUUUUUUUUUAUGAAAUUCAAAUGCGAACGUCAUUGACGUUGAGCUCAUAGUAAUUUUAUUUGGCCA